Molecule: messenger RNA, 324 nt
Organism: Triticum turgidum subsp. durum (durum wheat)
Lineage: Eukaryota; Viridiplantae; Streptophyta; Magnoliopsida; Poales; Poaceae
Source: the annotation of a GenBank genome assembly
AUGGAUACUUCAGCUCCUUCACCAUUUGUCAAUGGAGAGACUCUGAAGAUGUUUCCUGGGCGACGAGUGCGCACAGUGGUUCAAGUCCAACACAAUGAAGGUGGAGUUCUUCUCGGGCUGUCCACUGAUGGACAUCAGUUGACUAUCAGAGGUGCCACUGGUGCCCCUGAACCACCACACUACAUUGAGGUUAUUGGGAUCGCUGACAGCAGCCUGUCCAUCCGUGCUGAAUCUUGCACUGAUUUUGGUGAAAACUUUGAUGGUGUGGCAUUCAACGGGCUAUGCAAGCUUGUGAAUGACAAGUACAAGUACCUGUUCCUGUAG